GCGGCAGCGGCGGCGGCGGGGGCGACCAUGGAGGGCCUGGCCGGCUAUGUGUACAAGGCAGCCAGCGAGGGGAGGGUGCUGACCCUGGCCGCCCUGCUCCUGAACCGGUCCGAGAGCGACAUCCGCUACCUGCUGGGCUAUGUCAGCCACCAGGGAGGGCAGCGCUCCACGCCGCUCAUCAUCGCGGCGCGCAACGGGCAUGCCAUGGUGGUGCGCCUGCUGCUGGAGCACUACCGAGUGCAGACCCAGCAGACGGGCACCGUCCGCUUCGACGGCUAUGUCAUUGAUGGAGCCACCGCCCUCUGGUGUGCAGCAGGAGCUGGACAUUUCGAAGUUGUCAAACUUCUAGUCAGUCAUGGAGCCAACGUGAACCAUACUACAGUAACCAACUCAACACCCUUGCGGGCUGCAUGUUUUGAUGGCAGAUUGGACAUUGUUAAAUAUCUGGUAGAAAAUAAUGCCAACAUCAGCAUUGCCAACAAAUAUGACAAUACCUGCCUUAUGAUUGCAGCUUAUAAAGGACACACAGAUGUGGUCAAGUAUCUUUUAGAACAACAUGCAGAUCCCAAUGCCAAAGCACAUUGUGGGGCUACGGCGUUACACUUUGCAGCAGAAGCUGGGCACUUGGAGAUCGUUCGAGAAUUGGUAAGGUGGAAAGCUGCGAUGGUGGUGAAUGGUCACGGAAUGACUCCGUUAAAAGUAGCUGCUGAGAGCUGUAAGGCAGAUGUUGUUGAAUUAUUACUUUCUCAUGCUGAUUGUGACCGAAAAAGUAGAAUUGAAGCUUUGGAACUUUUGGGUGCCUCAUUUGCAAAUGACCGAGAGAACUACGACAUAAUGAAGACGUACCACUAUUUAUAUUUAGCGAUGUUAGAGAGGUAUCAAGAUCGUGAAAACAUUAUUGAAAAAGAGGUUCUUCCACCAGUUGAUGCUUAUGGAAAUAGAACUGAAUGCAGAAAUCCUCAGGAACUAGAAUCCAUUAGGCAAGACAGAGAUGCUCUUCACAUGGAAGGCCUGAUAGUUCGUGAACGGAUUUUAGGCUCAGACAAUAUUGAUGUUUCUCAUCCUAUCAUUUACCGUGGGGCUGUUUAUGCUGAUAACAUGGAAUUUGAACAGUGUAUCAAGUUGUGGCUUCAUGCUUUGCAUUUAAGGCAAAAAGGUAACAGAAACACUCACAAAGAUCUUUUAAGGUUUGCUCAAGUUUUCUCACAGAUGAUACAUCUGAAUGAAUCGGUAAAGGCCAAGGACAUAGAAAGUGUUUUGAGAUGUAGUGUUUUAGAAAUAGAACAGGGGAUGUCUAGGGUAAAAAGUACUCAAGACGCUGAUAUCCAUACUGCCCUGGACAACUAUGAAUGCAAUAUUUUUACCUUUUUAUAUUUGGUGUGCAUCUCCACCAAAACACAAUGCAGUGAGGAAGAUCAGUCAAGAAUUAAUAAGCAGAUUUACAACUUGAUUCACCUUGAUCCCAGAACUCGAGAGGGAUCGAGCUUAUUGCAUCUUGCUGUCAACUCUAAUACCCCGGUAGAUGACUUCCACACAAAUGAUGUCUGCAGUUUUCCCAAUGCACUUGUCACUAAACUUCUUUUGGACUGUGGUGCCGAGGUGAAUGCCGUUGACAGUGAGGGAAAUAGCCCCCUUCACAUUAUUGUUCAGUACAACAGGCCCAUCAGUGAUUUUUUGACCUUGCAUUCUAUCAUCAUUAGCCUAGUGGAAGCUGGCGCUCACACUGACAUGACAAAUAAACAGAAGAAGACUCCGCUAGAUAAAAGUACAACGGGGGUGUCUGAAAUAUUACUUAAAACUCAAAUGAAGCUGAGCCUUAAGUGCCUGGCUGCCCGAGCAGUUCGGAUUUAUAACAUUAACUACCAAAACCAGAUCCCCAGAACUCUUGAAGAGUUUGUUGAAUUUCAUUAGGUGACUGGAUAUGUAAAACCUUUAAAUGUGGUGCUAAAAAAGUAAAAGACUUUAAUCACAGACAAUAGAAUUACGUGUUUAUAAAUUCUACUUCUCUAUCCACUACCCUUCCUUACCCUUGGUCUUAUCCUCAGUUCUAUAUUUGGUUCCUCUUGCUCAGACGAGUCAAUUACAGAUAACAUCCCAAGGAAAACCUUGGUAUAACCAUAAUAUAGUAUCUUUGGAUAUUGGUCAGGUUACCUCUCCCUGCCUCUUUUUUAAAGGAACAAAUAUUUUGUUUAAUUGUACUAAGGUACAUUUAUGAUUUGCAGUUGAUAAUGUUUUAAACAGCUAUGUACAAAGGUAUUUCUGUUUAAAAGCCUAUCUCAACAUGUGAUCUAUGCAGCAGUUUUGAGGAUUUAAAGUUUUCUUUUGGAGAAAAGGAAGAAAUAGAAAAUAACAUGAUAAAAGUAACCCAGUGAUUCAAUGCAGUUGCCCAUUGUGGUUGUCAGUUCACACUAAAACAAUUGGCAGACUUUUUUUUUCCCAUUCUUCCAGUAAUCUUUCUUUUUUGAAUGAAAUAUAAACAAUACAUUAAAACAUGAGGAUUUGGAAAAUACAGGAUUAAAUUAUUGUGGAUAAAUACUAUGCUAAUCUAAUAAUGGUUGCAAAUUAUUAUAUUUCAGUCCAUUGAAAUUGUUGUGCAGUUUGCUAUGUUGAAUGUGAGAAGGAAUGGUAACAAAAACCGAUUUGAAUCGAACCAAUUCCUUUUAGAGAACAUUGGGCUUUCUAAAAAAUAAGCAGGCUUUUGUUCUUGAACUUCUUUUCCAAUAGGUUGAGUUCUAAAAUUCUUUGCUGACAUUUUCAUAUAAUUUGUGCAACUUGGAAUAGGCAGCAUUUGACCUAGAAUUUCCAGUAAUAUAUGAAUUAUGAAUGUUAGCCUUUAUAAUGAAACAGAUUGUCACAACAUGAUCGUAGGUCCUGUUUCACGCCACCUACCUUCACUCCUCACUUUACCCUCCUGUGGUGUCUUCCUUUUGAAUAUGAAAACCACUUUUCUGGAGGAAUAGCUAGUGCCUCCCUAAGAAGAUGCUUACGACAGGUGAAAGGGAACCUGGAUACUUUUUAAAAAAAAUGUUUCUUUUAUUAGUCUCUGACAAGGGUAGAAAAAUCACAAAUGUGGUGUGAAAUGAAAUUUUUUUAUGAUGAAAAAUGAUUUGUAUAAUGUUACUUUGAAAGGGUACUUCUGUCUGAGAGCUACAGAUUUUUCAACAACGGAACAUUAUAUUUGUUUUGACAGGCUACUUGAAAUGUUUGUUGAUUGUUUUUAACUGCAAUUUUUAAAACUGUCAGGUUAAAAGAAUAUUUUGUGAUUAAAAAAAUAGUAGACCAGAAAUUCAGAGGGUGAGUUCACAUCUGAAAUGUGAAUUUAGCUUGUAAUAACUCCAUUUUCUGUGUGGUGCCAAAUGAGUUACUCAGCUACUAUAAGUUGGAUGUGUAACUUUUGUUUUAAUGAAAAAUGUUUUGGUUUGUCGCAAUUCCAAAUCCUCAAAUGAAAAAAAACAACUAGUGUUUAAUUUGUGUUUUAUAUAUGUAUGUUGCCUUGUGUGGGGUAAUAAUAAAGGUUCCAAUUUAAACAGCGUAGAACAGAAUGACCAAGCCAAACUUAACCACCUGGGGCCUUAAAUAGUGCAACACCACAAAAUGAAAUGCUUGUUUUUUUGGUGGGGGGAGGCAGGGGAGGGAUGUUAAUUCUUUUUUUCCUUUCAAGAAUGUUUGGGGGAAAAAAGUGCAAGGUAAUUUUACAGUUAUGGCAAUUUUGUAUUUUGUGUGUCUUUCUGCUUUAUUUAGAAUUGUAUGGAUUAUGAAUCGGGCAACAGUAAUUAUUUUCUAUUUUGCUAAACUAAGAUUUUAAGAGAAGAGUUUUCAGUCUGAUGUGGUAUGAAGGAGGUAUUUUAAUGAAUAUUAAUUUAAAAAAUCACAGAUCUUGAUUCUACCAGUGAGUAGGUAGCACUGGCCCUUGUUUUUUGGUGCUCUGAAAGAGGUUACAGUUCCUAAAGAGGAUUAGUCUACACCUUCCUCAUUGUUAGGAUCAAGCACUUUAUAUUACAGACUUAAGGACCUUCUUGUUUCACAGUUCCAAGGAGCAAAUCUUGCCAUUUAUUUGGUGAUAUUAUUAAUGUUGAUAAGCUAGUAAGACACCAAAAUUAAAAAUAGCAAAUAUAUUGCACUUCUUUCACUGUAUUUGUUUUAGGAACUUAUUCUGCCCCUUUUCUUGCCCUGGACCACAACUGUUUUAUACUUUGCGAUUUUAUGGUGUCCCUAUAAAGUAAUACAAAUGAUUAGUUAUGGAUACACAGGCUUCUAUAGGUUUUAAUAACCCCCAGUUAUUUUAAAAAGGGAGGACUGAAUACUGAGAAAAAAAACAAGGCUGUAUUGAUUACAAUGCUGGCAAAAUAGGAGAAGGAUAUUUGAUAACGUUUGAAUUGCUUCAAUGUUAAUUGGUAAUUUCUGUACUGUUAUUUACAGUAGAACUUCAUUGCACUAUAUUGCUCAGGAUGUAAUUCCAACUUGUAAAAUAAAUUAAGAUAUGUAUUGUAAAAUAUCUGUAUAAAACCGUUCUUGGAACAAGUGAUCUAUAAGCCUG
Trichosurus vulpecula (common brushtail) is the source of this 4537-nucleotide messenger RNA. RefSeq names its product fem-1 homolog B (gene FEM1B). Lineage: Eukaryota; Metazoa; Chordata; Mammalia; Diprotodontia; Phalangeridae. The transcript has 2 exons. Bases 28 to 1911 code for a protein of 627 amino acids. Gene Ontology annotation, molecular function: protein binding. The record is from RefSeq and is a predicted model, not a curated record.